Rotaria sordida is the source of this 3663-nucleotide messenger RNA. The record is from the annotation of a GenBank genome assembly. NCBI's taxonomy places the organism in Eukaryota, Metazoa, Rotifera, Eurotatoria, Philodinida, Philodinidae.
AUGAUUUUGGCUAUUUAUAUUGAACGUAUUAAUCCAGGUGAAUUCGGCAUAUCACAACCGUGGAAUUAUUUAUGCAAAAAAGGCUAUUGGAAAUCACAACAAGUAUCUUCUAUUAAACAAACAAAGAUUAAUAAGAAUAAAGAUAAAGAUUAUUCGACUAUUGAAAAUAAUCACUGGAUUGAAUCAAGUUCUCUUGCCAAUACAAAACUACCUGUCUUAAGUAUAAAUCAUAUGACAAAAAUGCGUCAAAUGAGACGAAAAGAAGCGGAAGAAUCUAUUGAUAAUAUUCUUAAUUUAAUUGGACUUGUCGAUCAACAACAUACAUGGGCAAAUAAUUUGUCUGGUGGUAUGAAGCGUCGAUUGUCUAUUGGUAUUUCAUUAGUUGGUGAUUCGAAAGUAUUGAUUUUGGAUGAACCUACUAGUGGCAUUGAUCCAUACAAUCGUCGUCUUAUAUGGACAAUUAUACGUAAAAUGAAAGAAGCCGGAAAAUGUAUAAUUUUGACAACACAUUUUCUCGAAGAAGCUGACGUUCUAUCUGAUCGAAUCGCUGUUAUGAGUAAAGGUCGAUUGCAAGCAAAUGGAACGCCUGAAUUUCUUAAACAACAAACAGAUUUUGAAUAUCGUAUUUUUAUUGAGAAAAAUGAAACAUGUGACAUUCAACAUGUUACUAAAUUCUUUCAAGAACAUAUACAAACUGCUGUAUUAGAAAGACAAUCAGCAUCAGAACUAGUAUUUGGCAUCAAACGUGGUGCAUCACAACGAAUUAGUCGAUUAAUCAAUACACUCGAUGAGCAAGGUCCAAAUAUUGGUAUUAAGGGAUAUGGUUUAUCAAUGACAACAGUGGAAGAAGUAUUUUUAAAACUCGUAGAAGAAGAAACGAACGAAAUAAAACAAAAUCAAGAAAAAUCAAAAGCUAAUCUAGCAAAAACCGUAUUCUUUCGAAAUCACAAUCAUAUCACUGGUUUUUAUCUCAUUUGGAUUCGAUUUUCUACAUUCAUUAUCAAACGAUGGAUUCUUUCUCGUCGACAAAUAUUCGUUUUAUUUGGCUUCUUUCUAGGACCUUUAUUGAUUGAAAUUUUAACUAUUUCAACAUUGUCUUCUCCAAAAGAUAUUCAAGCAUCACUUUUACAAAAUGAACGUGUUAAAAAUGCUCAAGUUACACUUAUUCCAUCAAUAUAUAAUCCCCAAACAAUAGUUAUUCAUUCAAAUGAGAAUGGUAAUCAAAUAAAAGGAUAUUUAAAAAAUUAUUUAACAAAUAUGAAUGCAAAUAUUGAAGAAAUAUCAACAAAUAAUAUAAUCGAUUAUAUUCUAUCACGAAAUAAUAAUUCCUAUGAUACAUAUGUUAAUAAAUAUCAAAUGGGUUUUUCCAUUGAUAAACGUUCAACACUUGUAAUAUUCAAUGUUUUCUUUUCGACAGUUAAUUAUCAUACAAUGGCAACAGGUCUUAGUAUAGCAACAACAUGUUUAUUUCAAUAUUAUGCAAAUUCAUCAUUAAAAAGUAUUCAAACAAUAAAUCAACCAAUUUUAACAUCUUCAGCAUCAGUUACAGCUCGAGCUAUAUUUUACGAUCGAAUAUAUUGUUUUGAUACAGUUCCAUUAUCAUUAUUAAAUUUUAUAAAUAGUUUUAUUGCAUCAAUUUUUAUUAGUAUUCUUGCAUUGAAUGUUAUUCGUGAACGUAUUAGUCAUUCAAAAGAUUUACAAUUAUUAACAAAUACAUCAAAAAAAUUAUAUUGGUUUUCGAAUUUUCUUUACGAUUUAACGUUAUGUUGGAUUGUUUCUGCACUUUUAACUAUUGUUGUAAAGAUUGGAUCUGUAGUCCAUCCAAAUCCAGAAGUCGAAGUUCAAAUUUAUAAAGGUACCGAACAGAUAAGUUAUUUUUUUCUUUUAUAUGUCAUGUAUUCACUGGCUUCAUUACCAUUCAUGUAUUCAUAUUCAUUUAUUCCUGAAUCUGAAUUGAUCGGUUUUAUUAUGUUUUUAAUUGUAAAUGUAUUUGCAUGUUUUUUUGAUAUGGUUCUCGGUUUUAUUGCGGUAUUUUCACAAGCUUCUCCAUCAUCUAGUACUGAUAAAAUGGGUACAACUACGCAAGUUAUGUUAAUUCUUCGUUUGAUUCUUGCGGGUUUCUUUCCAACCGUCAAUUUUAAACAAUCUUUAUUCAAUAUUCGUCUACGUUCAGAUCCAACUUGUGUUUCAGUAAUUAAUUCUAUAAUGAUCACUAAUUAUUCUUCUGAUGAACCAUGGACAUCAUUGAAUGAACCUGGUAUUGGACUUCAAUUAGUUAUAUUUACUGUUCAAAUAGUAGUUUGGUGGACUAUAUUGACAUGUAUAGAAAAUCGAGUUAAGAUCGGACAAUUAAUUUGUUGUUGUUUUAAUCGAAAAGAACAUAUGACAAUUGAUAGAAAGAGAAAACAAGUGAAUAGCAAUAAUUCAACAAUGGCACUUGAAUGGAAUGAUUCGAAACUUGACAAAGAUGUUCGAGAUGAACGUCGAAUGAUUCUUAAUAAUAAGGAAUUAUUUACAUCGUCUGUUGUGCUUGCUCGAGAUCUUGUUCAACAAUUCAAGAAACGAAAAGGAAAAUCACUUUUUUCGCCUUAUUUUACCGCAGUUGAUCAUCUUAAUUUUUAUGUUCCAAAGCAAUCAUGUUUUGGACUUUUAGGUGCUAAUGGAGCCGGCAAAACGACAACAUUUCGAAUGUUGAUCAAUGAUAUUCAGCCUACAGCAGGAGAAAUAAUCAUUAACGGGAAAAAGAUCAACCAGACGAAACGAAACAUUGGAAUGGGCUUUUGUCCGCAAUUUGAUUGGCUCAUCGAAGAUCUAAAUGUAGCCGAAACAUUAACUUUAUUUGCAAGAUUGAAAGGUUUAUCGACGGCAGAAAUUCCAAUAACUUGUAAUGAAAUGAUAGAAUUAUUUGAUCUUGAACCUUAUCGAAAUCGCGAAGUGAAAAAUCUUAGUGGUGGCAACAAACGAAAGGUGAGUGCUGCUGUAGCAUUCAUGGCUAAUCCAUCGUUGGUCUUUUUGGAUGAACCAACUACGGGUUUGGAUGCUGGUGCGAAACGCAAACUAUGGAGUGUGAUUCGAGCAGCUCGUGAUGCUGGCUUGACAAUAAUUAUGACCAGUCACAGCAUGGAAGAAUGUGAAGCAUUGUGUACAAAAAUUGGCAUUAUGAAAUCGGGUCAAUUUAUUUGUCUCGGUAAUCUUCAACAUUUAAAAAAUCGUUUUGGUAAAGGCUAUUCAGUACAAGUCAAAGUAUCUCGUGAGAAAAUGAACGAAUUUCAACAGGAACUCGCUACAAAUGAACAAAAUGGUGUACUUUUUUGUAAUGUACCAUUUUCAUCAUCGGCGUCAAACAAUAUAGAAAGUGUACCAUUUUCAUCGAAUUUAUCUCUUAUAUUUGAAAUACUCAAUACAAAAAAAGAACAAAAUAUUAUUGAAAAUUACUCAGUAACUCAAACAACACUUGAGCAAAUAUUUGUUCGUCUAGCUGGUUAUGAUAUAAAUGAUGAUAAUACAUUAACAGAGACUCCUUCUGUUUCAUCUCAAUCCAAUUUGAAUACUGCGACUGUCAAUCAAGUAUUUGUUAUAGAUUGUACAGUUUCGACAUGCACUUUAGACAAUUUGGAUUCAGAUCAAUUUAUGUCUGCUGAAAGUAUCGAUAUUCAUCUUUAA